Messenger RNA from Blepharisma stoltei, 800 nucleotides. The record is from the annotation of a GenBank genome assembly. Lineage: Eukaryota; Ciliophora; Heterotrichea; Heterotrichida; Blepharismidae.
AUGCCUCAUCAUAAGGGAUACAGAGCUAAGACAAGAGAUCUGUUCUCCAAGCCAUUCAGAAGACACGGCCCAGUCCCUCUUUCCAGGACUAUGGUGACCUUCCAAAGAGGUGACUUCGUUGACAUCAAGGUUGACGGCUCAGUUCACAAAGGCAUGCCAUAUAAAUUCUACCAUGGCAAAACAGGCAAAGUUUUUAACGUCAGCGUCCAUGGAAUCGGUGUCAUUGUUAACAAACAAGUGAGAAACAGAAUUAUCAAGAAAAGAAUCAACGUCAGACCUGAACAUUUGACAAAGAGCAGAUGCAGAGAAGAGUUUUUGCAAAGGGUCAUUGAUAAUGAAAAAGCUAGAGGGGAAGGAAAGCUAAAUGAUUUGAAGAGAGAGCCUGUGGCACCAUCAGAAGGACAUUUUGUGGUUACUAAUUCCUCAUACACUAGCCAGCAAAAAAUUUUGCCUGUUUAUGGAAGGGUUAAUUUGUGUUUUUAAAAAAUUAAUAUAUAAAUUCAAUUAACAAAAAUUGGAAAGUAAAUUAUUUUUAAUUUAAAAGUACCCUAUAGAAUGCAAGCUGCUAUUACUAUUAAAAUUAUAAAGACGAUAAUAACGCCUAUCUUCUAAGUUUUUACCAUUUUUUCCGUUGCAAAUGCAAGCUGUUGAAUUCAAUAAAAUUAGCGAGAGAUUUUUUUAUUAUAAUAUUUAUAUCACUCAUAUUUAUAUAUAAAAAAUUUGUUUGCUUCAUAAUUAGAAGGAGUAAAGGAACUGAAGUCAUUGAUCAACACCCACCAGUCUAUAAGUUCAUUAUCUAA